UCAUUCCGGUUGCUGCUAUUAGGAAUUAUUGGACUGAACCACUGAAGGAGAAAGCAGAGGGGGGUGAGCAUGGCGCUCGUGACGCUCUCUGCCCUUUUGUGUGUUUUGCAUAAAAAACUCCAAUCGUGCUGCAUAUUAAUUAUAAAUCCUUGUGGGUAAAUGCAGGCACCUUCUGUUGGCUGAGGCUUGGAGCGGGAGACAGGGGUUCUGCUGGCCCGGGCACCUCUCACUCCCACGUCAGCAGAUCCAUCUCUCUGAUGCUAUACUGUAAAUUUAUUUCACCUCGGAGAGUAAACAGAUAUAUUGGAGCCCCGAGGGUUCAUGGGUAGCGUAUUUACAAAGGAGCUCUCCGCCAGCCGUGCCACCGCUGCUAAUGAGAGCCGUCAUUAAGUAAAUGAGACGUCGCCUUUAGCUGGCUUAGGAGUUCGCACACUGAGGGGAGAAGAUAUUUAAUUGAGACCCGCACAGGCUCCCCACAUGUGACCGCUGGAAGGGAGGCAGCUGCCUUUCCUCUCCUCCCCCGGCGCCCUGCACCCCCCAUGUAAAUUUCAUGAUUGCUUUCCGUGAUGUCAUUUUGAAAGAGGACAGACAAUAGCUGUGGGGAAAGAAAAUGAGUUCCGGGGUGAGCUGCUGAGUCAGAGGUGGACACACGGAGACAAGGCCAACAACUGCAGGACCUCGAGACUCCUCCUGAGCAGACACGGCAAGAUGAGCUUAGAAAAUGAGGAAAAGCGAGCUAGGACGCGAUCCAAGGCCCGAGCGCCCCCAGAGCCUGCAGGUGCCGAUCUCAGCUGCCCCACCCCAGGAUGCACGGGCUCGGGACACGUCCGGGGCAAGUACUCCAGGCACCGCAGUUUGCAGAGCUGCCCUCUGGCCAAGAAGAGGAAGCUGGAGGGCGCGGAGGCCGAGCACCUGGUGUCCAAGCGGAAGUCACACCCCCUGAAGCUGGCUCUGGACGAGGGCUACGGCGUGGACAGCGACGGCAGCGAGGAUGCUGAGGUGAAGGACGCCUCUGUGUCGGAUGAAUCAGAAGGAACUCCGGAGGAGGAUGAGGCUGAGAUGUCAGAACAGGAGGAGAUUCAUCGCCCUGAGCCAGCUGAAGGAAGGAGCCCCGUCAAGUCUCAUUUCGGAUCCAACCCCGUCAGCAGCUCCAUGGGCUCCUCCAAGGGCAGCUACAGCAGCUAUCAGGAAAUCAUUGCAACUUCUCUCCUAAACUUGGGCCAAAUAGCUGAAGAGACCCUGGUCGGGGAGGACUCUGGCCAGGUGGCCAAGGCAGGCCCCAGCAUUGUGCACCUGGUUCAGGAGGAGCCUGAGGAAGGAGCUACCAGCGACGAGGGGGAAAAGGACGUCUUCAUUCAGCCAGAGGACGCGGAGGAAGUCAUUGAAGUCACCAGUGAGCGCCCCCAGGAGCUGUGUCCCCAGUCCCUGGAGGCCGUGGCCAGCGAGGAGUCUAGCCAGCGGCAAGUCAGCCUGGGUCAUGAGGAUGAAGAGGAGGAGGAGGAGGAUGAAGAUGAGGAGGAGGAAGAGGAGGAAGAGGACGAGGACGAUGAGGAUGACGAGGACGAUGAGGAGGAGGCUGCUCCCGAGCUGAUCUGCCCGGAGGAUGCCUCCCCUCAGAAGGCCCCCAAGCCUGAGUACUCUGUCACGGUGGAGGUGCACUCUGACGACGGCAAGGAUGAGGACUCGCGCUCCCAGAAGUCCACGGUCACGGACGAGUCGGAGAUGUAUGACGUGAUGACCCGCGGGAACCUGGGCCUCCUGGAACAAGCCAUUGCCCUGAAGGCUGAGCAAGUGAGAGCCGUCUGCGACCCAGGCUGCCCGCCUGUUGAGCAGGGCCAGUUGGGCCCUGGCGAGCAAGGGAAGGUGGCAAGGCCCUUGGAUGCUGCGAGGAAGAGCUAUUGCAGCAAAGAUCCCUCAAGAGCUGAGAAGCGUGAGAUCAAGUGCCCCACGCCGGGCUGCGACGGCACUGGCCACGUCACCGGGCUGUACCCUCACCACCGCAGCCUGUCUGGCUGCCCCCACAAGGACAGGAUUCCCCCGGAGAUCUUGGCCAUGCACGAGAACGUGCUGAAGUGCCCCACUCCUGGCUGUACGGGCCAGGGCCAUGUGAACAGCAACCGCAACACACACAGAAGUUUGUCUGGGUGCCCUAUUGCUGCUGCUGAGAAGUUAGCCAAAUCUCAUGAGAAGCAACAGCCGCAGACGGGAGAUCCUUCCAAGAAUAGCUCCCACUCGGACCGGAUCCUCAGGCCCAUGUGCUUUGUGAAGCAGCUCGAGGUCCCUCCGUACGGAAGUUACCGGCCUAGUGUGGCUCCUGCCACACCCAGGGCCAACCUGGCCAAGGAGCUGGAGAAGUUCUCCAAGGUCACCUUCGAUUACGCAAGUUUUGACGCUCAGGUUUUUGGCAAACGCAUGCUUGCCCCAAAGAUUCAGACCAGCGAAACCUCACCUAAAGCCUUUAAAUCCGAACCUUUCCCAAAGGCCGCUUCCCCCAGGCACAGCCCCUGCGCUUCCUCCUCUUCCGCAGGCUUCGACUACGCCCACGACGCGGAGGCCGCUCACAUGGCUGCCACCGCCAUCCUGAACCUCUCCACUCGCUGCUGGGAGAUGCCCGAGAACCUCAGCACGAAGCCACAGGACCUGCCCAGCAAGGCAGCGGACAUCGAGGUGGACGAGAACGGGACCCUGGACCUGAGCAUGCAUAAGUACCGCAAGCGGGGCAGUGCCCUCCCCAGCAGCAGCAGCAACAGCAGCCCAGGCGUGAAGUCUCCUGAUGCCUCCCAGCGCCAGGGCGGCACCAGUGCCCCCAGCAGCUCCAUGACCUCGCCCCAGUCCAGCCAGGCCUCCCGCCAGGAUGAGUGGGACCGGCCUCUGGACUACACUAAGCCCAGCCGCCAGCGAGAGGAGGAGCCCGAGGAGUCAGAGCCAGCAGCCCAUUCUUUUGCUUCUUCUGAAGCAGAUGACCAGGAAGUGUCGGAAGAGAAUUUUGAGGAGCGGAAGUACCCCGGGGAAGUUACCCUGAGCAACUUUAAGCUGAAGUUUCUCUCCAAGGACAUAAAGAAGGAGCUGCUCACCUGUCCCACCCCAGGCUGUGAUGGCAGCGGCCACAUCACCGGAAACUAUGCCUCCCACCGCAGCCUCUCUGGUUGCCCUCUUGCUGACAAGAGCCUCAGAAACCUCAUGGCUGCCCAUUCUGCUGACCUCAAGUGCCCCACGCCCGGCUGUGACGGCUCUGGCCACAUAACGGGGAACUACGCAUCGCACCGGAGCUUGUCCGGCUGCCCUCGUGCCAAGAAAGGUGGAGCCAAGGUGACCCCCACGAAGGAUGACAGGGAGGAUCCUGAGCUGAUGAAGUGCCCAGUUCCAGGCUGCGUGGGGCUUGGUCACAUCAGCGGAAAGUAUGCCUCUCACAGAAGUGCAUCUGGCUGCCCACUGGCCGCCCGGAGGCAGAAAGAGGGUUCCCUCAACGGCUCGUCGUUUUCCUGGAAAUCACUGAAGAACGAGGGGCCCACCUGCCCCACUCCGGGCUGUGACGGCUCCGGCCACGCCAACGGGAGCUUCCUCACCCAUCGGAGCUUGUCUGGCUGUCCCAGAGCGACCUUUGCUGGAAAGAAGGGAAAGCUCUCAGGGGACGAGGCUCUCAGCACGAAGUUCAAAACGAGUGACGUGCUGGAGAAUGACGAGGAGAUCAAGCAGCUGAACCAGGAGAUUCGCGACCUGAAUGAGUCCAAUUCGGAGAUGGAGGCCGCCAUGGUGCAGCUGCAGUCCCAGAUCUCUUCCAUGGAGAAGAGCCUGAGGAACAUCGAGGAGGAGAAUAAGCUCAUUGAGGAGCAGAAUGAAGCCCUGUUUCUAGAGCUGUCGGGCCUGAGCCAGGCCCUCAUCCAAAGCCUCGCCAACAUCCGCCUUCCACACAUGGAGCCAAUAUGUGAACAGAAUUUCGACGCCUAUGUGAGCACCCUCACCGACAUGUACUCCAACCAGGAAUGCUACCAGAACCCCGCGAACAAGGACCUCCUGGAGAGCAUCAAGCAGGCCGUGAGGGGCAUCCAGGUCUAGGCCUCCUGCUCGAGGAGCUGCCCUGCUGAUCCCGGGUGCUGGGCACCCCAGCUUGGCUCCACUGUUUACCUCCCUCUCCUGCCCUCCCAGUGGAGAUUCCCAGCUCACAGCGACUUCUGGCUGGCAACCCCGGCAGCCUCAGGCGGGUUUAUCCAAAGGGGUGCCAGGAAAUCAGUGUCUCCCUGGAUACAAUGUGCUUGCCAGGCCAGAGGCCGCAGCCUCCCCACUCAAGGGCAGGGUGGGGCAUGAAGUAUUACAAAGUGAUUUAUUUUUGUUUUCUGAAAGAAAUCUGAAGAGCAGCUCGAAGUCUCCAGUGGAAGCUCAUGGACAAGGUUCUCAGGGAAGUUUCGGAGUUUGCAACCACAGUAUUCCUUUGUCUGUCAGGCUGGGAGGGUAGCCGUGGGCGCUGGGCUGGUGGUGCGUUUGACGGUGUCAGCCUGGAGCACGUGCCCCGGGGUGUGCGUCUGCUCGGUGAGGCUAAUGUGGCAAGUGUGUUUUCUGUUUUCAUUUAAUUCAGUUUUGUGUUAAGGACGGAUCAAAGCCCUGUUCCCGAGGGUAAGGUAGGGGCAGGCCUGCAGCCCACUGUCAGCCCCAGGAAUCUAAUCUGGGAUGCCCCUGAAAGCCAGCUGCUGGUUCCACAGUAAGGCACUCAUGUCUGGGGGUGGCUGGCGCCCAUGCCUGCACAGACAUGCGCAGUGUGGGGCCAUGCUCCCUCUUGGGGCUGUGGCCUUUAGACCCGGUCUGGCUCUCUGUGCGUCCACCCAGGCCCAUGACCUGUCACUGCCGAAUUACCUGGGUCAUGGCUGAGCUUGACCAAGGUGGGGACAGCGUUAGUGAGAGCAGGGGAUAAAUUCCUAAUUAGAGACCAUCAAGGUUUCACUUCUUUUUAGAUCCAUUCAAGAUGUGAAAAAAAGUAAAUUUUAAUUUAAUGUGUUAAAAACACAAUGUUCCUAACAUGUAAAUAGAGUCCAAAUCGAUUGUGACUGCAAUUCCAAGUUAGUAUUUAAAAGUAGAGAAAUUGCACUUCCUGGAAGAAAUAAAAAAGUAGUUAGUUUAUUCUGUAAAUUAUUUAAUUUUGUCAAGAUGUAAGUAUUUAUAUUCACAACCUCUUAUGUUAACGUUUGUUAUUUUGCUAUUUAUUUAACAUUUUUAUUUAUUAAUUUUAUACUAUUUCAACUAGACCCCAUACCAGGACACCAUGAGAGGAAAAUAAAUGAAAUCAAAGCAAAAUUAACUAUUUGACUAUGAGAUAGGCCACACACAAAAAACCUUGCUAUAACUUCUAGUUAUAAUUUUGAUGCAACCGAUAUUUUUUAUAUAUUUUGUUAUUUAUUCUUUUAAUAAUGGAGUUUUUAAAAAGUAUUUUGUAACUGAGGAAUUUUGAUAAUUUGGGGAUAUUUGUCCCUUGGUCCAAUGGAAAGAAAGAUUUUUUGGUUUUCUGUAUCCCUUUUGCUUCCUUCUGUUUUCGGCACGGACGACAGCAAAUGGAAUUCUGUAUUUAUUGUUUAUUUAAGUGUAGCGCAGAUGUGUGUGCUGGCGUGUUUCUCGUGUCGCGUCUGUGUGCCGGCUUGUGAUGGCUGAGUCAUGUUGCUGUGAGGGAGUGCUGGCCACAGGCAGCGCCGAGCGUGGCCACUCGCAGGCUCCCUGUCCCCUGACAGCUCCGAUACUGUGACCCUCCUUCCUCAGGAAACGCGUUGAACCCACAGCACAGCACUUCUCGGUGUGUUUGCAGGGUGAUUUCCUAAUAAAAGUCCACUCUGACUGUGA
Molecule: messenger RNA, 5823 nt
Organism: Equus caballus (horse)
Lineage: Eukaryota; Metazoa; Chordata; Mammalia; Perissodactyla; Equidae
Gene: MYT1
Product: myelin transcription factor 1
Biological process (GO): regulation of transcription by RNA polymerase II
Cellular component (GO): nucleus
Molecular function (GO): zinc ion binding; DNA-binding transcription factor activity, RNA polymerase II-specific; RNA polymerase II cis-regulatory region sequence-specific DNA binding
Source: RefSeq, a predicted model, not a curated record